AUGUAAUCCUGACAACACAAUGGGGAUUUAAUUAGUGCAAAUUAGCUUCACUCAAUCUGCCGAGUGUACGGAGGGUGGGUGGGCUGUGUGAUCCUCCGGUGAAGGCAUUCGCUCCCACCGUGGAGCCGAGGGGGGAAUGCAAACAGGGAUAACUGAGGAGAGGAUGUUUCCACCCACCCCCUCUCCAGCUCACAUGACUGCGAUUAGAGCAGAGGAGGAGUGUGGUGGGAGAGAUGGAGAACAAGGUGACAUUUUUCAGAUUUCGCCGCAGAGAUCACAUCCAAGGGCCUCACUUGCUUUUGAAUUCUGGCCGAGGGUCGUCCGCUCUCCUGGGUUGCAGGUAUGAGGACACUCCACUGGUGCAUGCUGGGAGUUGCCAUCCUGCUGCUGGGGAUCGAGGUCAUCAUGAGUCAGCUGUGCAAGUCCAUCAUCACCCUGGUGGACGCUUUCCACACGUUCUUUAUCCUCAUGCACAUGGUUCUUCAUCCUCAAACUGCUCCCUCCUCUGUGGACUCCCUGGCGUCUCCACAGGCCUCCUCCUCAGAAACACCUUCUCCCCCCCUGCCUGCAGAAUCAUCCACUGAAUCUCUACAUGGCGCCUGUGGGUCAUCCAAUGCCAGUGCUCAGCCUAACCAUGAAGCAGCUCCCCAGUUUAACUCCAAUCAACCCUGCUCGCCCACAAUCUCUCCUCCAGCUCUCGACUGCAGCGUCUCCUUCGCCGACAGCAGGUUCCAGCCUGUGGGGGAUUUCCUGUCCAGUCUCCUCCUGGCUUUACUGAGUAUCUCAUACUCACUGAAAAUCCUCAGUUUUACCAUUGAUCCACACCCAGCGCAGAACCUCCAGCUGGUUGUGGUGGUCGCAGCUCUCAGUCUGCUCUAUAAGAUCCUGGUGCUCAGUGUGAACUGGGUUAAACUGCAGGAGGAGCGGGCCGGAGCCACCAGGCACCCAGAGGCCGAAUCUCAAUUUGAAGUGAACCACAAAGUCUUGGCUGCAGAAGAAUCCAAAGGCCUGGCUGUGCCGGGGCGAGUCCUGGAUGAUGUUGUCAAAGUCCAGUCUGCUGCGGACGACUCGCUCUGCAAUGGGGCGCUUGUCCUCUGUAACCCAGGAGCCUCCAGCGUCCCUGAAGCAGACUCUCAAACCCCACAGCCAGAAGUCCACCUGCAUGCAGCAGCUCCACUGGACAGUGAGAGUGGUUCUGCAGAUCUGAAGGCUUGCAAGGUUGAGAGUCUUUCAAAAGACAUCACAGAGAUGUCUAAAGACAAUAACAGCGUGGGACAUCUUGAUGUUCCAGUCUGGAAGUCUUCACAUCCCAGUGAGAGCUCCGCACCGAGCAGCCAGCGGCCGCUCUGCCGGCUGUCGCCCCUCCUGGUCGUUCGGGGCCUUUUCUCUCCCCUCCUGGCUCUGAUCGACAGCGUGCUGGUGCUGCUGCUCACCCCACAGUGCCUGCACGGCUCCGGAGCCUGCGGCCUCCUGCCUUACCUGGAUCCUGUUCUCUCCCUGCUGGCUGUGGGCAUUCUGAUCGCCACAGCCAUGCCCCAGGUGCACAGGUACGGGCUGUUGCUGCUGCAGGCCCCACCUCCACACCUUUGUGUGUCUGAUCUUGGAGAAAGGAUUGCAGGCGUCCACGGAGUGCAGGCUGUGCACGACCUCCACGUCUGGCAGUUAAACGAAUCCUUCACAGUGGCCUCUGUCCACGUGCGGUGCCAUGCCGGGUUUCCAGCGCACAGGUGUGCUGAUCUGAUGUUGGCCGUCACCAAGGUGCUGCAGAGUGUGGGAGUGAGCUGCUGCACGGUGCAGCCUGAGUUUGCUUCAUGCUCUGCAGGAGGUGAAGGGAGCGCCCCCUCCCUGCCUCCGCCCCCUCCCUGCAGCCUGGCCUGUGGAAAGGCCUGUUCUAAGAACAUGUGCUGCUCUCUCCUGGAAGAGGAGACCAGCAGUGCGCUGGCGCCACCAGCUGGAGGAACGAAGGAAGAGCCUCAGACACUCGUCAUAGAGAACACCUUCAACUCGUAUUAGUUUCAACCUAAGAGAGAGUGAAAAAAAACCACUGCCAGCUAAUUCAAAAUGUUAAAAUGUAUGAUGUUGUUUUUAUUACAUUAACAUGGUGCUAAACCAAAGAUUUAUAUCAUAUCAAGUGAAAU
Molecule: messenger RNA, 2138 nt
Organism: Hippoglossus stenolepis (Pacific halibut)
Lineage: Eukaryota; Metazoa; Chordata; Actinopteri; Pleuronectiformes; Pleuronectidae
Product: zinc transporter 1
Exons: 6
Coding region: 343-2013 (556 amino acids)
Biological process (GO): intracellular zinc ion homeostasis; detoxification of zinc ion; zinc ion transmembrane transport
Cellular component (GO): endoplasmic reticulum; Golgi apparatus
Molecular function (GO): calcium channel inhibitor activity; zinc ion transmembrane transporter activity
Source: RefSeq, a predicted model, not a curated record